Drosophila bipectinata is the source of this 768-nucleotide messenger RNA. RefSeq names its product pasang lhamu (gene plh). Gene Ontology annotation, cellular component: cytoplasm; membrane; mitochondrion. The record is from RefSeq and is a predicted model, not a curated record. Gene Ontology annotation, biological process: cellular response to reactive oxygen species. Lineage: Eukaryota; Metazoa; Arthropoda; Insecta; Diptera; Drosophilidae.
CCCAUUCACCUCGCGCUCCGUCGCGACUACUCUCGUACAAAUUAUUGCUAAGGAUUGCGCGGGCCGAAAUCAUCGGCGCUUUUAACAGCGAUUAGCAUACGAUGAUGGCUGCGAAUAUGUUUCGUAACUUUGUGAAUUUUACAAACAAACACAGAGUCAUCCGGGGCAUGAUAUCAUAUGGCACCCUCUGGCCCUGCGGCUCCCUCAUCGAGCAGACCCUGAUCGAGAGGCGGACAUUCCAAACGUACGACUGGAUGAAGUGUCUCAGGUUCGGCAUAUUCGGCUUCUUUUUCAUGGGGCCAACCAUAUACGCGUGGAUCAGAUUGGCGGGGAUUAUGUGGCCGCGGACGGACAUUAAGUCUUCGCUCUGCAAGGCUAUCACCGAGCAGGCAGCAUACGAUCCGAUGGCCAUUAGUUCGUUCCUCUUCUUCAUGACCCUGAUGGAGGGCAAUAGCUACAAAGAUGCCAGGCGAGAGGUCGCCGAUAAAUUCCUGGAGGCGUACAAGGUGGGUGUUAUUUAUUGGCCCUGCGUGCAGACGGUGAACUUUGCCUUUGUGCCGGCGCGGAACCAGGUCGUCUUCACCUCGUUCUUCAGUAUGUGCUGGACCACGUUCCUGGCCUACAUCAAGUUCCUGCAGAUGCAUCCCCACGUGGAUCUGGACCACCACGAGAUCGACAUCCACUUCCUGGAGCCCUAGGAGCCUACAUCCAUUGUGAUUGCCCACCAAAGACACACUUUUCUUGCCAAGGUUAUUAAACGUCCUUUUU